This is a messenger RNA of Olea europaea var. sylvestris, 417 nucleotides long. RefSeq lists its product as uncharacterized. The record is from RefSeq and is a predicted model, not a curated record. The transcript has a single exon. The coding region runs from base 1 to 417 and encodes 138 amino acids. NCBI's taxonomy places the organism in Eukaryota, Viridiplantae, Streptophyta, Magnoliopsida, Lamiales, Oleaceae.
AUGAAAUUUUUGAAAGAGAUAUUGACAAAGAAAAGAAAGCUUCCGGAGUUUGAAACUGUGGCAUUAACUGAAGAAAGUAGUGCAAGAGUCCAAAGCAAAUUGCCUCCUAAAUUGAAGGAUCCGGAGAGUUUUACUUUACCAAUUUCAAUUGGAAAUUCCUGUUCAAUUAAUAUAUUGUGUGACACUAGUGCUAGUAUCAAUCUAAUGUCGGAUUCUGUUUACAGGGAAUUAGGUCUUGGUGAAGUCAACUCAACAUCAAUAAAGCUACAACUAGCUAAUAGAACGAUCGCAAGGCCACGUGGUAAAUUUGAGGAUGUACUCGUCAAAGUAGGAAAUUUCAUAUUUCCUGUGGAUUUCAUUAUAUUGGACAUACUAGAAGAUCGAGAUAUUCCAGUUAUAUUGGGUCGAUCAUUUUGA